Rhodamnia argentea is the source of this 1187-nucleotide messenger RNA. RefSeq lists its product as uncharacterized. Gene Ontology annotation, cellular component: cytoplasm. Gene Ontology annotation, biological process: rRNA base methylation. The transcript has 6 exons. The record is from RefSeq and is a predicted model, not a curated record. NCBI's taxonomy places the organism in Eukaryota, Viridiplantae, Streptophyta, Magnoliopsida, Myrtales, Myrtaceae. Gene Ontology annotation, molecular function: rRNA (uridine-N3-)-methyltransferase activity. The coding region runs from base 354 to 983 and encodes 209 amino acids.
ACACUAUACGUAUUUAUGAGAUUGUACAUCCUCUUCAUGGUCCAAUUCCAUUACUAGGAGAUCAGACAGGCACGCGUGAGGACAUGAAAAGUCGUUCAUGCAUGGAUGAUGUAUCAAGCUUCUCGGUAAAUGAAGCUUUCAAACCCUCCCUCUUUUUGGAAGAAAACUAGGAGACAUAACUGCUUCUUCCAUUGACCCGAGCACUUGCACUUUCCGAUCACCGCAGAGACUUCGGGUAUUCAAGACACUUAGUCAAAAUGCUCUUUAUAUACCCACCUGCAUGCUCGCUUUAGGACACAGGAUGGAUGAUGAAGCUGCAAUGAUUUAGCUCCAAACUGAUAAGGUUUGGAUCGAUGGCGGAGGCGAGCUUGGAUGAGAAUGGCCAUGUGGGACGAGAGAAACGCAUCAAGCACUACAGCAAUCUCCACAGAAUACUGCUUGUGGGCGAGGGUGAUUUUUCCUUUGCAGCUUGCUUGGCCAGGACAUUCGGCGCCACCGUCAACAUGGUCGCCACCUCGCUCGACUCGAGAGACAUGAUAAAGAAGUGUUAUGCAACAUCAGCGAUUGACAACUUGGAAGAGAUCGAGGGCUUUGGGGGCACCGUUUUGCAUGAAGUGGACGCUCGUACCAUGAGCAAACACCCCAUUCUCAAGCACAAAUCCUUCGAUCGAAUCGUCUACAACUUUCCUCAUGCUGGCUUCCACGGCCCUGAAGCAUCCUUACUCCAGAUUGAGCUUCACCGAGAUCUGGUGAGAGGCUUCCUAAAGAAUGCGAAGGCAAUGCUGGCCGAGGACGGAGAGAUACACCUGACACACAAGAUGGGUCAUCCAUACAGCGAGUGGGGAAUCGAGAAGCUGGCCAAGGAACAAGGCCUGUUCUUGGUCGAGGAAGCGUGGUUCUGCGAGCGGGAUUAUGUAGGGUAUGUCAACCGGAGAGGUUCGGACAUAAAGGAAUCCAUAUCGCUAAUGCUCUGCUUAACUUGAGCUUGGCCGCUUGUUGAGCAUGUUGAAGCGAAAUGAUCACUGGGUGGUAUAUAUGAUGUGGUGUAGUUCUAUGCAGUCUUCUCCAGUGGUGUAGUUCCAUGCAGUCUUCUCCAGCAGUGCAUGAAUGAAGCUUUAAUUUCGUAAUCUAUCUUGGAAUGCAAUUCAUUUUUAUGCAUGCUUUUGGGAGAAAGUUUUUCGGAUUUU